GCCCCUCAGUCGCUGUUCACGUGGUAGGCAAACAGGCCGUUCGGCCUGUUGUUUUCUCUUUUUACCGCGCUCAGUAUAGCAGAGACAGCGCUCCUUGUUCGUCGCGUAUAUAAAUAGGCUGCUCGUAAUAUUAUUCAUCAUUAUGUCACAAGACUUGAAACGCUCUUAUACUUCAUUACAUAGUAGUGACAGUGAAACUGAAAAUGAAGACUCCGAUCAGUUCACCGGUUGCAGGGACAUCACACGGACGCGGGAAAAAUUGAUCGGUGACUUUUCAACAACAGGCGUCACCAAACAAUUCGACGGACGACGAUACAGAUGUAGAAGAAAUUCAACCGAAUUCUCCUCGAUCGGAAUUAAGCGAAUACCUGAAAAUGAAUACACCAAAGUCACAAACUGGGGAGCAAGCACUUCGAAACACAAUUCAAUUGGUGGAAAACGAACAGAAGAUGAAUAUAGGCGAAUGCACUCAAGCGAUGGUGGAAGAUAUGGAAGAGAAAAUAGACCAGGAAAUAAAGAAGAAAAAGAGGAAGAUAGUCAAAAAAGCAACUCCAGACAAAGUUUAGAAGAAAAGGAAACCCUUGGAAACUCUCCCGGAACCAGCGCAGCGCCGGAGAGUUUCUUAGGUACUUUGGAAUUGAUGUGGACAACAGACAUAUACAACAAAAUCAUGAAGGCUCUGAAAAUGUGCGAACAAAAGGGAAUGGAACUAAAGAAUUUACUUUUAAAAAGGGAAUUUAUGAAAUUGAUUUCGUUGUGGAAGACGAUAUUGAAAUCGAUUAUACACAAACUGAGAGAGACAAAGUGCGAGGGUUUAUCAUGGAAUGCUUUCAGAACUAUCCUCCACGAAACCGAAUUAUACACGUCGUGUUUACAAUUCAAAAUGACAGAUAUAGCAAUAGAACUAUUUCAUCAAUUUGUGAAUCAAGAAGCACAUACAAAGGAAGCAUCUUCUGGGUUACUAAUCACGCCGACGACCACCUCCACGUCGUGCACGACUGUUCCUAUGCGGGAAACAGUUGCCGUUGCCAACGAAUCAAAGAUAUCAGAGCCGAAUGUGGAGAGCCCCGAUUUAAUCGCCGAAUUAUUCGGAAUACCGAAUGCACAGCGGAACACUGGAUCAAUCUCGCAGUCUAUUUCGAAAGCGAUCAACGGCGUGCAAUACACUUUGAAAUCGCCGGGCGAAUAUGGACAAAGUGUCAUAAAACUAGAAACUUAUCCGUUCGCCAAAAUAGCCAACUUAGACAAGAAACAUUGGUGGAAACAUGCAGAAACCAAGAUGAUAUUCUUAACAGCUUCCAAUGUGGAUCCGACUCAAAUAACUGUGAACAAGUUAAUAAGUCAAGUGACGAAAAAUGUGACAACAAUUCCAAACGUGUCAAAAGAGCAAAAGGAGAUCAGUUAUUGGAAUUCUUUUGGAGAUUUCCAACGGCGCCAGUAA
This is a messenger RNA of Chilo suppressalis (striped riceborer), 1441 nucleotides long. The record is from the annotation of a GenBank genome assembly. Lineage: Eukaryota; Metazoa; Arthropoda; Insecta; Lepidoptera; Crambidae.